AUGCGGACUGGCGAGACUUGCAUCGGGCUGGAGCCUCAAAGGUCGCUACUGGCCUGGCUGGCCGCCUGGCUGGUCGCCACGCCGCUCGUGUCGGCAGGCUUCGAUACCUUCUCGGUCAAGUCCAUCAAUAUUGGCUCAGCGGACCAAGUUGAAUUCUACGCAUUGGAAGGCACCGGCGUAGAGGACGCGCACCCCGUCUAUGGCUUUGAGGCCUCCGACGGCAGCUUCAUAUUCUGCGGCAAGGGCUUGGAGUCGGAAUCUUCGUCCGAGGCUGAAGCCUUUGCGGUCAAAUUCAGUUCAACCGGCCAAACCAUUUCAACGUGGCGCUCCAACCACAUCGGCAAGGACGCUGCCAAUGCAUGUGCGCAGCUUCCUGGCGGAGGCGACGUGCUCGUUGUGGGCUAUCGUCUGGUGGGCGGCGUAGCCUACCGCUCAAUGACAAAGCUAUCGCUGGCCACACUGGCCGAGACGUGGACCGCAACCACGUUUGGCGACUCGUCGGGCCAGCACGGCGCAUGGGAAGGGAUCGAUUUCAGCACAGACGGUGCGACCGCGCUGCUAGCCGGCUUCUACGACAAGAGCAGCGCUGAUGAGAUGAGCUUUCGGUCCUACGGCAACACCGGCGGCAAAGCCGUGGUCAUGGCGCUGCCAGUCACCGUCCUUAGCGGCGCCAGCGCGCCCACCGCAUCCUCUGCUUCGUGGACAGCGGCCAAGGACGACCGCCACACGGCCAAGGCGGUGCGGCCGCUCUCCAACGGCGACAUGGCAGUCCUGUUUUGGAAGGACAGCGCCGAGGGCGAGGAGGGCACCGACACGGCAGUGGCCAAACUUUCCGCGACGGGAGGCUUCAUGUGGGGCCCGAUCGACGUGGGCUCGCAGCACGGCGAAGGCACAGAGCUGGCGGUGGCGGUGGACGAGAGCGCCGUCUUUAUCAGUGGGCACGGCGGGUGCCUCGGACUCGGUGGCUUCUGCGGCAAGCUCACCAAGAUUAGGGCCACCGACGGCGUCGUUUUGUGGUCACGCGCAUUCUCGUCGUGCGGCAGCUAUGACGCGUCGGGGGUGUAUACGGGCGACGCGUGUGGCAACAACAUGCUGAUCAAGACCGAGUGCUGGGGUGUGCAAGCAAUGAACGACGGUGGACUUGUGCUCGCGUGUGGCACAGGCAUUGAGGACUGCAGCGGCAUGCAGGGACAGAUGGCGAUCGAUUGUGCCAACGGGAUCGCACUCCUCGCCGACUCGCGCGCCGGCGCGUUUGCUCGGAGCGCCGGCGUCUGGCAGAGCUUUGUCGUUCGCACGGACGCGUCGGGCGCGCUGUUGUGGCAACGCACUGACCAGUACCGCAUGGAUGGCGAGCCGGCGCUCGGCACGCCAGGGUGGGAGGAGGGCAGCUCCGCCUCGGAGUAUGUGGCCAAGACCGCCGACGGCGGCCUGCUCUUUGUCAACGACGAGGCUAACGGCGUCGGCGGCGAGGAGGGAUUUGACGCCUUACCUGAAAGCUGCAGGCAACUCAUCAUUGGCUGCGCAGUGGGCGGGCUUGGCCUCUGCCUCUGCAUCGCAGCCGUGGUCGGCUGCAAGCUCGUCUUCGGCAAGAAGACGAGACUCGCACCUUCUUAUUGA
Molecule: messenger RNA, 1617 nt
Organism: Emiliania huxleyi CCMP1516
Lineage: Eukaryota; Haptophyta; Isochrysidales; Noelaerhabdaceae
Exons: 3
Coding region: 1-1617 (538 amino acids)
Source: RefSeq, a predicted model, not a curated record